This is a messenger RNA of Mya arenaria, 470 nucleotides long. Its product is annotated as U3-aranetoxin-Ce1a-like. The transcript has 3 exons. The record is from RefSeq and is a predicted model, not a curated record. NCBI's taxonomy places the organism in Eukaryota, Metazoa, Mollusca, Bivalvia, Myida, Myidae. The coding region runs from base 20 to 382 and encodes 120 amino acids.
GAAUAAGUACGUUGAAAUCAUGAACGCUUUGUGUGUUAUUGCCUUAGUUGCUGUUGCUGACUAUGCAUAUGCGACUGUUUGCACGAAGGACAGCAACUGUGCAAGCAACCAGUGUUGUUAUAUCGAGCCAGAGGUUUUCAUAGUCAGCAAGAAGCGCCUAUUGUUUCCGACAACAUCAAGAUUUGGCUUGGGCGUAUGUGAGGACUACAAGUCCGAAGGUAUGGCCUGCUCUCCCCUUGAGAAGAUGAACAACAGAUGCAGCUGCGGACCGGGCAUGUCCUGUGAGUUUGUUUGGCUUUCUACAACCGUGCCCACCCGUCUUAUUCCUAGGACGCUCUACUACCCGGGCCCCGGCUCUUACGAAUGCGUUAAACAUACAUAAUGGUUGACACAACUACUUUCAAAGGUGUUUGAUUGAAUUUAAUUUUGUUCAAGCCUUCAACUCCGCAAUAAAAUACAACUGACAAUUU